CAAGUAAAGCUAUAAAAGGAGCUUCUGCUCCUGGCAUAGCACAUUAUUUCCGAGAAAAAAGAAAGAAUUAAUCUCCAUUGGUUUAUGCAGAUAAUGGAGACUAACCAGUUGAACAGUGACCAGCUGACCUGCCCAGUGUGUCUGGAGUUCCUGCAGGAUCCAGCAUCUCUUCCGUGUGGACACAAUUAUUGCAUGAAAUGUAUACAGGAGUACUGGCACCAGACAGAAGUCUAUAAUUGUCCACAGUGCCGGCAGAAAUUCCCCUCAAUGCCUGGUUUGGCUAAAAACAUUCUCCUUGCAAAUUUGGUUGAGAAUAUGAAGCAAGCUGGAUUUUCUGGUUCUUCUCCUGAUGAGUAUGCAUAUGCAGUAACUGUAAGAGCAAGAAAAGUAAAUGUUCCAGAAUCAGAAAGUGAAAAUGAGGAAAACCCCCAGCAGCAGGCUACAGAAAGAGAGACCACAUGGAAAAUCAAUGAAUACCGAGCACCGAAAAAGGAAGAAAAAAAUGGCUUUGUAACCAAAAAAGUGACAGAAGGUACAGAGGAUAAUAGAAGAAAGGAGGGAAUGAUGGAAACAAACAUAGAACAGCAUACAGGUAUGAAAGAUGGAGAGAAUAAUGACUAUGUCAUGGAAAAACAAAACAAGUACAUUCAGGAGAAACAUGGAACAAAUAAACAAACUGAAAACCAUGAGCAGAAGGAAAUGACAGAAAGCAAAUGUAUGACUGAGCAUGGAAAUGACCAGAAGGCAAUACAAACAGAAAGUGCAAGAAAAAUAAACGACAAGGCGGUAAAGAGUGUGAAGGAGAAAGAAUUCAUCAGUUUGCUUGAAAAGCUGGGCCUCAAGGAACCCUAUAAAAAAUCAAUGUGUAAAACAGAUGCAAUUGUUAUUAAGAAGAUGGCUCUUUGUGAAAUUCGGCCAAAGAAUAACAAGGAUCUGCCUUAUUUCUAUCUGGAAAGACUCAUUAUGAUGGAUUACAGAAUGAGAUAUUUAUUUUGUCAGGAAAUUGACUCAUCUACUGCAAGUGAGAGUCAGAAGAACAGAGAAACGGAGGUGGAUUUAUCACUUGACGAAUUCUUUAGCGACAACUGUGAGGAUGAAGAAGAGGUGGAUACACAUCAGUCAGGACACAUCCAUCCCAUGGAUCUCCAGAUGGCUCUUCUCCACUGUUCUGAUGACUUCCUGAAGCAGUAUCUCUACUCCAAGCUCUAUCUCUGCCAGUAUGCUCUGCCCUUUUUGGUUCCUGACCCUUGCAGCUCAAACAUUGAAUUUCCUUUGUGGGCUUUUCAUCAAAUUAAAAUCAGCUGCAAAGAUACAAACACACAGAGCAGUAAAGUGAGUUCUGUGGUUCAGACAGACAUGCCGCUGGUAUCUUUUAUAAGACUUGGCUCGUCCUUAGUGUCUAAAUCUCAUAUCAUGAACAUGGUCCUGAACAGACAGAAGCACAACACCUUCUUCCAUCGACACUGCAAAGGCAGCAGGCGAGACAAUGUGCUGAUAGAUGGUGUGGUGGAGAUUGCCUGGUUCAGCUGUGGUGGCAGGAAGGAUGAUGUCUUUGAAGACUGCAUUGCAUUCACCAACCUACAUGGAGAUGCCAGGCAAUAUGACAAGCAGGUAAACUUCUUACUUCAGAUUUCUGCUGUCAAUGUGGUUUUCAUAUCAGAUUCAGGUCUGAAAGAACAGGAUAAAGUAUUCCUGAAGAAGUUCUUUGAUUCACCACAGCCACUAAUUUGUCUUCAUGCUGAUAAAGAAAUAAUUAAAGGGAGUAGAUCAGGGCAGAAAAUUAGAAUAGGAUUGAAGAACAGGAAUGAAGCAGAACUUACAGAGGAGAUCAUUUCAAUCCUCAAACAUUGUCUGUCCGUAUCAAAGAAGACAAUCCGAAUAGAAGCAUGUUCAGACAUUGCAGUGAGACAUGGCUUUGUUGUUGAUGAAGAAAAUAAAGACUGUAGGGAAGGACGAGCCCUGGCAGAGGCUGUUGUGUGUCUGGUUAAAGACAAGAGCUUACUAGAAAGGAAGGAGGCAUUUCUGCCACUUCAGGGUCAUAUGUGGCACAAAUGGUGUCAGGAAGACAAAGAGCUUUACCGCUUGAAACAGAAAGGAAAUAAAAGCAUUGAACAGUACAGGAGUGAGAUUGAGGGUAGAAAGAAGAGGAUAAGGGAAGAGCAAUUAAGGAGAGCUUUCCCACUAAAUGAUCUCAUGAAAAAUCUGAUUGACAUCCUGCAUUCACAUUCAAAACCUAUUAAAAUGUAUUUUCUCCAAUGGCUGAAGGUCUUCCUGGAUGAACUAUUAGCAGAUUCAGUUCCUGAACUUCAGCAGCUAUACCACAAGACUUGGUUACAAAUGCAGACACUACAAAAUAAAUUAAUCUCACCCAAUGAGAUAAGUGAACUUCAGGCUGUAUUGGGUGAGUUGUCAAAUCAAAUCAGUGACUGUAUCUUUGAUCUCAAACACAUCUUGAGAGAAAUGGGUCAAAUUUUUGAAGCCUCUCAGACAGUGAAAACAAUUGAUGGUAACUGCAUUGCAUCACUUCCUGGAAUUGCAACUGAGCUCCUUAUAUCUGGUCAUCCUCUGGAACUCAUGGAUGGAGAUGCUGCCCAUGUACCUGUGAAGUGGAUUUGCUCAGUUUUGGAUAAAGUGCAGGAGAAGCUUGGUGACGUGAGGCUUUUUGUAUUGUCCGUACUUGGCCUUCAGAGCAGUGGCAAAUCCACUUUACUGAAUGCCAUGUUUGGCCUGCAAUUUGAUGUGAGUGCAGGGAGGUGCACUAGAGGGGCCUUCAUGCAGUUAAUUAAAGUGGAUGAUGAAAUUCAAGCAGAGAUAAAAUAUGAUUAUAUUCUUGUAGUGGACACGGAGGGUUUGAGAGCAAUAGAGCUGUCAAACAAGAAAUCAUUAAGCCAUGAUAAUGAGUUGGCUACAUUUGUUAUGGGUCUAGGCAACAUAACUGUAAUUAACAUCUUUGGAGAAAAUCCCUCCGAGAUUCAAGACAUUCUUCAGAUUUCUGUUCAGGCAUUUUUAAGAAUGAAGCAAGUGAAUCUUUCUCCAAGCUGCCUGUUUGUCCAUCAGAAUGUUGAAGAAACUGGGGCUAAGGAUAAAAAUAUGGAGGCCAGACGCCGACUCCAGGAGAAACUGGAUGAGAUGACUCGAGUGGCUGCAGAAGAGGAG
Messenger RNA from Polypterus senegalus (gray bichir), 3156 nucleotides. Its product is annotated as interferon-induced very large GTPase 1-like. Gene Ontology annotation, molecular function: GTP binding. The annotation marks the transcript as partial. The record is from RefSeq and is a predicted model, not a curated record. The transcript has 3 exons. Lineage: Eukaryota; Metazoa; Chordata; Cladistia; Polypteriformes; Polypteridae.